Molecule: messenger RNA, 1446 nt
Organism: Ostreobium quekettii
Lineage: Eukaryota; Viridiplantae; Chlorophyta; Ulvophyceae; Bryopsidales; Ostreobiaceae
Source: the annotation of a GenBank genome assembly
AUGGCGCAGAUCUUGGGCGCGCUCGUCCUGCUGGCGCUCGCCGGCGCCGGAAGGGGCGACCUUGUGCGGAUGCCGCUGAGGAAGGCGCCGUUGGACAGGAGCCUGCUUGAGAUCGAUCGCAAGGGCCUGCGGGAGGCACAGCGGAGCGCGGCGGCCAACCGGGAGAUCGUGCCGCUCAGGAACUUUCUCAACGCGCAGUAUUAUGGAGCUAUCACGCUGGGGACGCCACCACAGGACUUCAGCGUGGUGUUUGACACUGGCAGCUCCAACUUGUGGGUGCCCAGUGCAACAUGCAAGUGGACUGACCUGCCAUGCCUGCUCCACAAGAAGUAUGACUCGACAAAGUCGACCACUUACAUGGCAAAUGGGGAGUCUUUCUCGAUCAGAUAUGGCAGCGGCAGCCUCUCAGGCUUCUUGAGCCAGGAUGCCUUGACUCUCCCAGGCACACCCGCGCCAAUUGCCAUCCCGGACCAAAUCUUUGCAGAAGCCACCAGUGAGCCAGGCAUCGCUUUCUUGCUUGCGAAAUUUGAUGGCAUCCUGGGUUUGGCUUGGCCACAGAUAUCUGUUGAUGGUGUGGAUCCCCCAUUCACAAAGAUGGUCCAGGAGGGUCUCAUCGAUAAGCCCCUCUUUUCAUUCUGGAUGAACCGGGACCCUGAUGCCGAGGCAGGCGGAGAGAUUGUGUUUGGAGGCAUGGACCCCAAGCACUACGAAGGGGAGCAUGUCUGGGUCAGCGUUUCCAAGGAAAGUUACUGGGACUUCCACAUGGACAAGAUCGAGGUGCCGGGCGUGUCUGUCUGCGAGUAUGGCUGCAUUGGGAUCGCAGACACAGGCACAUCCCUGUUGGUGGGGCCCAGCGACGACAUCAAGAAGAUCAACGAGGCCAUCAAUGCGACAGCCACCAUCUCAACUGCCUGCAGCCGCAAGGCCACCACUCUGGUGCCACAGGUGGCAGACCUUGUGAAGAGCGUGGCCAGCGACCAGGUGUGCGGGACGCUUGGCCUGUGCGAGAGUGACGAGCCGCAGUACGCCACAACAAGGAAGCUGGCUGGGGAGUUUUCUGACGACUGGACGUGCCAGCUUUGCAAGCGGAUGGCUGCCGAAGCACAGGAGGUGGAUGAAGACUACCUGGAGCGAAUGGCGGACUCAUUCUGCAGCGACUUGGUGGACGCCGAAUCCAAUGAAUCUGUCGGAGCGGCGACGGUCGACUGCUCCCUGGUGCCUCAGAUGCCCGACGUCGCUUUUGUCAUCGGUGGCAAGUCGUUCAAACUGACAGCGGAGCAGUACGUCCUGAAGGUGACCCAGUUCGGUCAGACCCAGUGCAUCAGCGGCUUCCAGGGGCUCGACCUGCCCACGCCCAUGUGGAUCCUGGGCGAUGUGUUCAUAGGAGCGUACCACACCGUCUUUGAUUAUGGCAACGCCAGAGUUGGCUUUGCAAACUCCGUGUAG